CAGUACCAUUUAUCAAAAAAUAAAUAUACUCGACAAACUAUAACAAUUUAAUGCAGCGAAUCGGUUUUGAUUCUCUAACGGAAAAGCGAUAAAUCAAUUUGUUGGGUCUGUUGGACAUUAGGUUUGGUCGGACGUUCGUCACGUACUAAAACGGGGCUCAUAAURUGUACUACUGCGUACUGACGAAAAUAGGGUUUCUGGAAUGCAUAUGAAAAAUCCACGUUCCCUUUAUGUUCACGCAUAAAAUUAUUUGGUGACUCGUUCGAAGGCACUACGUYCGAGCACUAAUGUUCCAAAAAAAACAGUUUGCAAAAAGUAUCAGCAUAUAUGAACAGGUACAAGUAACAGAAUUGACCACGCCAUAAAAGAAAAAAGAGGACCACAAGCUACCUGGUACCCCCCGUUUAUCAAGAAGAAUGCCCGACUAUCCGAAGGACUCUCCCAGCGAGAACGCCCUUUACGUCUUCAACCGGCUGGUACGGAUGUCGACGGAAGACGACUUGUCGACCUGGAAACAGAACCAGGUCCGAAACUUUCUGCGCCAUGAUCAAGUCGACGAAAUUUUAGAGCUCUCGGACGAUUUCGGCAGGACGAUCCUGGACAAUGCCUGCAUCUCCGGCAACCUUCGAUUCGUCCAGCUCCUGCUGCCCAAGAACGCGAAGAUGCACAAGGCCCGGGUAACCAUGGCCCUCGUCUGUGCCCACAUACACGUCCUCGACUACCUACUGACCGAGAAGCCCGAAUACGCCGAAACGGAGGUAGUCUACGGUGUGGACAUCACCGAAACGAUGCCCCUUCUGAACUACUGUGCAAAGAUUGGCAACGAACGUGCCCUUUCCGUGAUACUGAGGCACGCGUACCAGAGCCCGGAGUCCAUCGUCACGUCCCUCGACAAGGCCGGGAACACACCCCUCCAUAACGCUCGAAAGGAAGAGGUGGCAGCGAUGCUSYUGAAACGGGCCGGCGACUUGUCGGUGCUGAAGGUCACCAACAAGCGGGGACAGGUGCCGAUCCAGGCCGUCAUGGAGCGCUUCAACACCGUCCAGCAGAGCAUCAAGUACGGGAACAACUCGGACCAAUUCCAGAUCGAUUCAGCCCUCCUGGAGAAGACCAUUAUCUUUUACCAGAGCAUCAUGAAGCGCAACAACAACGCAAGCGAUACUGCUCAGCCGUCCGGACGCGUUAACUUCGACGCUGAUGGAAGAGGUAGACAGGUGGCGGCCGAAACCAUGCAGUCUAUACUCCAGAGGCGCUACAACCAAAUCCUCCCCCCACGCCGAAACAACAUGAAUUUGUCGAAUCCGUAUUCGGAACAGCACUUUCUUUCUGCUGUUGCCGCGAGGAAGAGGGCCAUGCAGCAGCAGCARCAACGGGAUAGACGAUUCCCGCGAAACAUGAUGGGGAGAGGAAGCACACCAUCGAUGCAGCAACAGCAACAAUUCCUCCACGAAACACCCUUUAACCAAUCGUACUCAAUGGGAGAAGGCGCCUGCAUGGAUAACUACAAGAAAAAGAUGGCUACCAUGAACCGACAAGAGCGGAUAAAAGAUACAGCCAUCGCACUGACCGAAUAUGCCAGGGAAUGGGAUCCCAUUCGYGAACAACAACAGCAUCAACAGCAACAGCAAGAUUUCUUUUCGGAGAUGAAAAUGGGAAACCUCCCCUUCCCGUUCAAGAGCCACGGAGGUGGAUCGUCUGUGACGAGAUCCRCAGGCCGGGGCCAUCCCAUUCCGCACCAGCUGUCGUCUCGGGGGCCUGCGAUUCCCGCUGAGAGUUUCAGGAUGGCACGGGGCGGCAUGCGCCCCGCGUCGCCGCUCCCCCCGAGCAUCAUCCAGGGCGUCCUGGACCGGCAUUCCCCCGUGGAGGCAGGGGACAGUAUGCCCACCUCACCCACCACGACAAAACAGACCAGAGUAAACCAACGACUGAGGGAACAACACCAGCUGCAGCGGCGGCAGUUUUCACCGCGCUAGUGGACGACGAAGAACAAUUGCCUACUASUGCUACACCACUUYUGGGACAGGGACAGGGAGGUGUGUUCCGGAUCGAUGGAACGAUCUGUUGCUUCGGAACAUGCCUAUUAGAUGGRAGACACAAACGAAGUCACGAACCAUAUUGGGGAAUGCGAUGACUACUAGCUUGUGUCACUACUCGUAAUUCAUUGUGAGUGAAGCGUCUUCAUUUUAAACAAAGUAAUGUACAUUAU
Molecule: messenger RNA, 2206 nt
Organism: Pseudo-nitzschia multistriata
Lineage: Eukaryota; Bacillariophyta; Bacillariophyceae; Bacillariales; Bacillariaceae
Source: the annotation of a GenBank genome assembly